Molecule: messenger RNA, 7066 nt
Organism: Pseudoliparis swirei
Lineage: Eukaryota; Metazoa; Chordata; Actinopteri; Perciformes; Liparidae
Gene: hcn1
Product: potassium/sodium hyperpolarization-activated cyclic nucleotide-gated channel 1
Exons: 8
Coding region: 275-3103 (942 amino acids)
Biological process (GO): transmembrane transport; potassium ion transport
Cellular component (GO): membrane
Molecular function (GO): voltage-gated potassium channel activity
Source: RefSeq, a predicted model, not a curated record
CCCAAGAAACCUGAUCCACAGGGUUGUCGGGGACUCUGUCUCAGUUUGCAGCACUUCCACCGACGGCAGAGGAGCUGAACAGUUUGAAGGACACAAUUAAGAAAGAAACGACCCACUAAAAAAACCAACAACAAAACAACAACAACCGGAGAGCUCACAGCGGGGCGGUGUCGAGCUGUGCGCGCAUCCCUCCCUCCCGAGAGCCGGAGACGGAACGCUUUGUCACACAGAAGAAGAAGAAGAAGAAGAAGAGGACAACUCAAAGAACACCACCAUGGAAGACAAAUCGAAUUCCUUCUCCAGCAACAAGGAGGAGAAGGCUGACGGGAAUAAUGUUUUUCAGAGGCAAGAGUCGAUACAGAAAAACAACGCGGGGAGCCAGAACACGAAGGAGCACGCCAACUCGGUGGGCUGCAAGGGGGAGCGGGAAGAGGCCAUGGCCGGGUUUGACGAUCUGGACGGGGAAGCCAGGCAACACGGGUUUAUGCAGAGACAAUUUGGGGCCAUGAUGCAGCCCGGAGUAAAUAAGUUCUCCUUGCGUAUGUUCGGCAGUCAGAAAGCCGUGGAGAAGGAGCAGGAGAGGGUUCAAACGGCCGGAUACUGGAUCAUUCAUCCGUAUAGCGAUUUUAGGUUCUACUGGGACUUGAUAAUGCUCAUCAUGAUGAUGGUGAAUCUAAUCAUCAUUCCUGUGGGAAUAACCUUCUUCUCAGAGCAGACCACCACCACCUGGCUGGUCUUCAACGUGGCGUCGGACACCAUCUUCCUGGUGGACCUGGUCAUGAACUUCAGAACGGGGAUCGUCAACGAGGAAAACUCAGAGAUCAUCCUCGACCCCAAGGUCAUCAAGAUGAAUUACCUGAAGAGCUGGUUCGUAGUGGACUUACUCUCGUCCAUUCCAGUGGAUUAUAUAUUUUUAAUAGUGGAGAAAGGCUUUGACUCGGAGGUAUAUAAAACAGCUCGUGCCCUGAGAAUCGUCCGUUUCACCAAGAUCCUCAGUCUUCUGCGUCUGUUGAGACUGUCCCGGCUCAUCAGAUACAUCCAUCAGUGGGAGGAGAUUUUCCAUAUGACCUAUGAUCUGGCUAGUGCAGUGGUAAGAAUAUUUAAUUUGAUAGGGAUGAUGCUGCUUCUGUGUCACUGGGAUGGCUGCCUCCAGUAUCUGGUGCCUCUCCUCCAAGACUUCCCCCCCGACUGCUGGGUGUCCCUAAACGGUAUGGUUAACGUCUCCUGGGGUAAGCAGUACUCCUACGCCCUCUUCAAGGCCAUGAGCCACAUGCUGUGCAUCGGGUACGGCGCCCGGGCGCCCGUCAGCAUGUCCGACCUGUGGAUCACCAUGCUGAGCAUGAUCGUAGGAGCCACAUGCUACGCCAUGUUCGUGGGCCACGCCACGGCCCUCAUUCAAUCUCUGGAUUCCUCACGCAGGCAAUACCAAGAGAAGUACAAGCAAGUGGAGCAAUACAUGUCCUUCCACAAGCUCCCAGCGGACAUGCGGCAGAAAAUCCACGACUACUACGAGCAUCGCUACCAAGGCAAGAUCUUUGACGAGGACAACAUCCUGAGUGAGCUCAACGACCCUCUCAAAGAGGAAAUCGUCAACUUCAAUUGCCGCAAGCUGGUGGCCACCAUGCCUUUGUUUGCCAACGCGGACCCCAACUUUGUGACGGGGAUGCUGAGCAAGUUGAAGUUUGAGGUCUUUCAACCCAACGACUACAUUAUCCGAGAGGGCACCAUCGGGAAGAAGAUGUACUUCAUUCAGCACGGCGUUGCGAGCGUCAUCACCAAGUUCAGCAAGGAGAUGAAGCUGACCGACGGAUCCUACUUUGGAGAGAUCUGUCUGCUCACCAAGGGCAGACGAACGGCGAGCGUGCGCGCCGACACCUACUGCCGACUCUUCUCCCUCUCCGUUGAUCAUUUCAACGAGGUGCUGGAGGAGUACCCCAUGAUGCGGCGCGCUUUUGAAACGGUCGCCAUCGACCGAUUGGACCGCAUCGGCAAGAAGAACUCCUUGCUGCUGCAGAAGUUUCAGAAGGAUCUGAACGCCGGCGUUUUCAACACGCAGGAGAACGAGAUCUUGAAGCAGAUCAUUCGCCAGGACAGGGAGAUGGUGACGAUGGUGGACCGCAAGCAGUCGGUCGGCGGGAUGAACUCGACGCCGAUGUCCGGAAACUCCAUCGUUAACUCGCCAGCCCAGCCUCCCUUCCCCGGUGCCUUCGGCAGCAGUCAGCUCCAGCAGUCCUCUGUUCCCCUGACCUACAGUGCUUCAGCUAUUGCCAAUGCCUCUGCUGCCCGCAUGCUGCCCGCCGCGGCGCAAGGGUUUUACCCCGUUCCCAGUCUUUCCCACAGCAGCCUGAAUUCCUCCUCGGUCAACGUGCAGACCCCGCUCCAGCAGCAGGGCGCCGUCAUGUCGCCGUGCUCCUUCACGGCCGCCGUGCCCAGUCCCCCCGUGCAGACCCCUCUGGCUAACCGGAGCUUCCAGUACGGCUCGCGCACGGCCUCCCAGCUGUCGCUCGUCCAGCAGCCCGUCGGUCAGCCGUCCCUCUCCGCGCAGCAGCUCGCCCAGCUGCCCGCCGCGUUGGCCGCGUUGGCCGCGGAGGUGGCCUCCUCCUCCUCCUCCUCCUCCUCCACGCAGCAGCCGUCACCUCUGCAGCAGCGGGUGCCUUCUCCUCAGCGGGGAGACGUCCACAAGAGCACACAGGCUGUGCAGUCGGGCAGCUUGAGUCGAGAUGUCAGACAUUUAUCGGCCUCCCAGCCGUCGUUGCCGCACGACGCAUCUCCGGCGCCCCGAGUGCACCCCGCCUCAGGAGACUCUCUGGCCUCCAUCGUGCCACCGGCGGCGGUGGCGGCGGCGAUCCAGGGGAUGAGUCUGCAGGGUGGCCUCCGCACCACGGUGCCCCAGCGAGUCAAUUUAUUCCGGCAGAUGUCGUCAGGAGCUUUGUCUCCGGUGCGCUCGGCCGCGGCGGCGGCGGCAGCGACGGCGGCGGCGGUGGCAGCGGCAGCAUCGUCAUCCUCAACCCAGCACAGGGAAUCCCCCGGAUCGAGGAGAGAUUCUGUCCUGAGCAGUACAGAGACCGAGCAAGACAAAAUGCGUUUCGCAUCAAAUUUAUGAUCCCAUUUUCCCUUCUCAUUUUUUAAAGUUUCAAUUCAUUUUUAAAAAUGGAGAUACGACAAAAGAGAUACAGAUUUGGAACUUCAACGUUUUUGUUUCUCUCCAAUGUUCUUCUAAGAUAACCUCAUAGAAACCCUGUACAUACGAUCCCUUCUAUUAUAUUUUAGACACAUUGUCUCCCUUAACUUAAGAAUGUAUAUUAUACAGAUACAUUUCUUUUCUUUGAUGCCAUAUAUAUAUAUAUAUAUACAUAUGUAUGUGUGUAUACAUAUAUGUGUAUAUAUAUGUUUAUAUAUAUAUAUGUAUAUAUAUAUAUAUAUAUAACGGUGUGUGUAUGGGUGUGUGAGAGUGUGCGUGCAUGUGACUGUGUGUAAAAUCCAACUAGAAUAUUUGGCAAUGGCAAUUUAAAAGCUGUAGUAUAAACAUGAGUCUUCCUUUCUGAGAAAUAUAAAGAAUUAUAUACAAUGUAUGAAGUUUAUUUUAUUUUAUUUAUUUUAUUUUAAUUUUUAAACUGGAAUGCAUUGUGAAUUCUGACGACUUUUUCUUUCUCUCUUUUUUGUUGUUGUUUUUUUACCAUUGAGGAAGAGAAGAUGUAUCUUUUCCUAGCAGCUUUAGGCACCACUGUGGAACAAUACAUGCAAGCAACUCUGACAAAUAAUCUCAAAAAGCACACACUCAUGAAAUGAAUCUCAUCCAUGUUUCCUGAACCCUCAUUUCAGAAACCGACACAAGAUACGGAACUAAGUGUUAUGUUGCCGUCGGCGACACAAAUACGGCUCGCGUACAGACCAUGACAGUGUUAUGGGUCCAAAGGGAAUAGAUCAUAGAAAUGCUGCUUUCUUUGUUUAUUUUCGAGGAGAAUGGAGUGUGGAGAAAGACAUGGAUGGAAGCUAUUGUUUUCUAUUUCUAAUUUCAGAUGGCUGAGAUGUUACGUAAUGUUGCUUAAAAAUUCUGUGUAUAUUUAUAAUAUUUAUAAACUAAAGAUUAUCACCAUUAUGCAAUAGACUGUGACAUAAAGAUUACCUAUAUGUGUGCUGUAAAUAGUUUUGUAGAACUAGUAUUUACAGAUACUGUGUGGUGCAUUCUCUAUCAUAACAAUGUCUUACUUCUAUCAGGAACCUGGAUAUCAUCUAUACGCAAAAAAAAAAGUUUAGUGACAAAAUACGUAUGUUUCAUAAGAGAUGAACAAACCUUAAUGCAAAAGCUAGCAUGACUUGAUGCUGAUUGGAGGAAGGAGGUUUUCUCUGUCUGUAUUCUAUUCCUAGCUCUCGUAUGGUGUAUGAUUUCACUUCUAGUGAACAUAUAUUUACCUACAAUACACAACUUCUUAUUGAAAGUAAAUGUGUCUUUUCUAAUCGCCUCGUUUCCCCAAAAACUGCAGAAGAUCAUUUUAAGAAUGAUUAUUAUACUACGGCCAGACUGAUCAUUUUAUGAAAUGUAUUGCUCGGGAGACGGAAAUGAGGUUUUGUUUUAUUCAUCCCACUUUUUUUAAAUUUAUUUAAUCUGUUUCUUGAGUACAACUGUACCGUACGCUGUCGUCACACACUACCUGCAGUUGAAGAGCCUGGCGGUAUGUUUUAGGUUAAAGACGUCAGCUCCAGUCACUGGAGUGUGAAGGGGAGACAUUCAGAGAAAGGAAAUGCUGGUUUGCAUUAAGGUUUCUGUCUCAUGUAAAUCCAUUAUGUGGGCUUAGGUACUCUGAACUGAGGCCGAGAAGCAAGGUCAAGCCGGAAUAUUGUGACUCCAUCAAAGAGGAUAAGAGCGAUUUCAGAAAUCCUAUCUUGCAAUAAUACAAGUAGUUGAUGACUCGACUAAAUUAGGCUUACGGGCCAUUUCCCCGCACGCGCAUUAGAUUGCCCUUUUGUGCACGCGGCCGCCCUGCGCUCUCCAAACGACGAGUGAAAUGUGCAUUCGUAAAUUAUUCCGCCGUGGGUCGUGCGAGAUCGCUAUUUAGAGUCACGGUUGCCAAACAAUCCCGUGAGUUCAAAGUGACUAAGCCCCUUUUCCGAGAUGCCGUUUAACAAACAACAAAAAACAAAAACAAAAAAAGAAGAUUAGUCGACUCCGCUCCAGAUUGUGUCGAUAGUGUACCAAUGCAGUCAACCCACCAAUGUCAUGAAAGCAUGCACUGUCACAAAUACUUUAAAAAAAAGAUACUAUCUCAAAAAUGUUGACGUUUAAAUGUAAUGUUCUGUUCUGUUCAUUGUCUGUCUGCCUAGACGUCGUCUGUGUCUGUGAACAGGAGCAUUGGCUGUGUCUACUACCGGACACUUUACGAAGUGCACUGCAAUCCAGAGCACUGACAUCUGCAGUGCACUGCGUGGCUGAUGAGUGCUGUAUCAAAUGGAACACUUCCGUUAACCACUUGGCGGGAGUGACGGACGCAAAUCUGUUCACGGCACCCGCGAAAUUAAGCCGGGAGUGACGUACGCAAAUCUGCUUGCGAUACCCGCAAAACUUAAAGUGACAAUAUGAAUGCACUUCUUGCCCUCUUUGUGUCCCUUGUUUACCUUUCUCCACCCCAUGUGGAAACUGCGAUACCUCCACAUGGGGAGGUAUCGCAGUGUGGCGCCCUAAGCACUGAAAGUCAGUGCUCCAAGUGCUCAAGUGUCCGGUAGUAGACACAGCCAAGGACUUUUCACACGGACAUUCUUAAGUAUUUGUGCCUAAACUAUAGCCAUGUUCCAUCCUUUUGGUUUACGAGCGUGAGCGCGGUGCGUGCGGGGGGGAGGAGGAGGAGGAGGGGGGGGGCACCUCUGCUGCACAUCACUGCGCGUUCAUUCCUACUAUACUCUCUGUGUUCUGUGUCAGUGUUUUUAGAUGGGAAAGGAGUCAGCGACGACGGCCAAAUGUCUCCCUUUAUCCAAUCGGUACCUUUUACUUACAGUGUGAACUCCUUAGAGGCAAGUUAUUAUUUUGUUUCUAACAUUCUCGGUCAAGCUAUAUAGAAUAUUUAAAGAGGACGUGUACAGUUAAUAAGAAGAAGAAGAAGAAGAAAGUGCAGUCUUUCGCAGUAAUAUCACGCUCAACGAGACAUUGUACAAAUUUGGAGCACCUUUAUACUUUUCUUUGUCGCGAGGCACUGACGUUUGGGUUGAAUACUGACGUGUGGAAGGAAACCGGCCAAAGCGAAACAUUCUAAGUCGUUGUCUUUGUUUUGAAUUGCACUUUCUCAUUUGCUAAUAACAAAAGGUAGACAUUCUUUCAGCUGGGUUAGGUGUGGAGCGAGUCAGUGAGGGAGCAGUGUGCUGCCCUCGAGGUUCUGAAUGAGGGGGGAACGUGUUCUACAUACAACAGAAAGCGCUUAAUCGUGAAUAUGCCAUAGUCUAUAGGAACUCACAGUCAAGAUGGAUAGCAGCACUGUUGCUUUGUGCUGUUUUUGAUACUUGCCUUUGGAAGGGAGAGCUUCCCAUCUAUGUGCUUUUUUCACUAUACCAAUCACCGCUAACAUACCGGAACGGGAAUUAAUGGUGACGUACAACGCAAACUAACAAGCUUACAUCUUAGCAGGAUAGAGACUCUCAACAAACCAGCACAUAUAUUUGUAUAUUUCUUUUUAGUUUGUUUGUUUUUGAGAAAAAUAAAAGGAGAGAUGCAAAAAGGAACUGAGACUAACAAUGCCCAGAGAGGACAAACCGAAUGUGGAUUUGGUUUUGAUGGCCACAGGUUUCAUAUGUUUACUGAUGAUAUGCGCAGUGGAGAGAGAGUGGGGUCCUCUUCGACCCCACUCGCGUGGUCAUUGUUCAGCUCAUUAUGUAAUCCAAGGCUUAGACAAAAAGAAAUAUCAGUUGGUUACUUGACACAGAUGAAAGAAAGAUUAAAUGUAAACUUUCUUACAACAAUAUGCAGACAAACAGUGUUUGUCAAAAAAUCUUUUUGAUUUUUUUGUUUUGUUUAUUUUGUUUGUAAAUAAUAAACCUUUAAAAUAUAGAAAAUAAAAGACAUAUUGUCAUUUAAAAGAAA